Molecule: messenger RNA, 1969 nt
Organism: Heteronotia binoei (common prickly gecko)
Lineage: Eukaryota; Metazoa; Chordata; Lepidosauria; Squamata; Gekkonidae
Gene: NAT14
Product: N-acetyltransferase 14 (putative)
Exons: 3
Coding region: 140-763 (207 amino acids)
Molecular function (GO): N-acetyltransferase activity
Source: RefSeq, a predicted model, not a curated record
AGGCCUUGGGGGGCGAAGCCAUUUUUUUCCUAGUAGGGGUAGGGUGUGUAAGACUUAUUGGGAUAUUCCAUGUUCGCCUACCCGGGAGUGAAAGCUGCUAUAUUCAACAGUACGGGUGCUUUUCUUACCCAUUACGACCAUGCCUACCCUGGAACCUGAGCAGCUGUCCAUCAGGGAAAUGAGAGAGGAUGAAGCAUCAGUUGUUUUGGAGCUUCUAAAGGAUGGAUUCAAGGAUACAGAGAACCGUCUGAUAUUGUAUGUGCUGACGCGGCCAUUAGCGUUGCUCUUGAUGGCGGUGGUGAGCAGUGGCCUGCGCUUCUUCCUGAACUCUUUCGUGGUGGCACUCGUGGUGCCAGUGCUGCUCACUGUUGUGGCUCUGAAACUCCUGCUGUGGCGUUCACUAGACCUGAGGCAACUGUAUGCCUACUACAACGCUGGCCAGCGUGGGCUCUGGGUGGCUGUCUAUGAUGAGGAUGACAUCUGUGGCUGCGUGGCUCUGGAACCCUGGGAAGGGGAACCCCACAUUGCAGAGCUCAAACGCUUGGCUGUCAAUCGCUGGUACCGGCGCUCUGGUGUGGGCCGCUGCCUCCUCCGGUUCCUCGAAGCUCAGGCUCGUGCUCAGGGCUUCAAAUGCCUGGUGGCCCAAGUCUCAGUAGUCACCAAAGCUGCCAUUGGGCUCUUUGAAAGCAGUGGCUACAACGUGAGCAGUGGACGCCGGUGGUUGGGCUACACUGUUCAGCAAGUGUUCAGCAAGGAGCUGUAGCAUCCGCGCCUGUGAAUUAAGUGUCCGAGCUGCUCAAGGGACCCAGACUGGAAUACAUAGCCUUGAUUUGGGGGAAAAGCACAAAGUUCCCCAAACAGGCUGUGCUUAGUGAGCCAUCUCUUGGCCUCAAACAUGGUAGUUCUGCUCUGCCAGGUGGCUUUUCUCCACCUGGGAUGUGACGAUGCUGCACACAAACAAAUGUCACUCUGGAUAAAAAGCUAUGAGCCAAUUCCCCCUCCUUGCACGUCAGGCCCUUUUUCACUGAGGGGUUCCAAGAAAAGCCAUCCCAGAUACUUCUCCCUCAUUUGAGGGAACUGGAAUGAACACCUUCCAUAGCCCUAUCUCCCCUUUCAGGCCAGGGCUGUGUACAGUCUUAUUACACACAUCCAGUUUUUUGCACCAAGAUAACCUCAGGUCCUGUGAUCUGAGUCACUUAUGCAAAUCAACCAAUUGUUUUGCUUAAUUUAUUCUCAUUCUGCUACUCAGGCAGAAGACAUUCUGCGGAGCACUGAAACCUAACCUACAAGUUCCUCCACAAUACACUUGCAGCAAUCUGCCCACAGCGUUUGCAGCCUCAAGAAGCUCCCUUCCCCGCCCCCCUGGUAACCCAAAGGAAAGCUAAGAUUUCAAGAUGCUGAAUUCUAGAGAUUUGUGAUAAGCACGUCUUGAUUUUUGUAUUAUGAGUCUGGAAACAACUCUCUUCCUUGCUUUCUUGAUUAGUUGUAUAUUUGUGCUACACACGUAGGUUUUGUUAUAUACAUACCGACAUAAUUUCAGAGGUAAGUCAACUGUGGAAGCAUUUUUCUUAGCUGCUGAAAAGUUGUGUACAGCUGCCUCUUGAGAACAGGCUUCAGGGAACCUGUUCUUUUCGUUUACAGCAGAAACUGUAUUUGCACUGUGUUUGGCUGGCCAGGCCUUUUAUGAAUCAGGAAACAAUGUCUCUACUCACCCCUUAGAUGCAGCCAUGGACAAGGCUGAUUAGGUGUCCCAUUUAUAAGACCUGGUUUACAUCCACAGCAGAAUAACAACAACAACAACAACAACAAAUUUUAUUUGUAUCCCGCCCUCCCCGCCGGAGCAGGCUCAGGGCGGCUAACAACAUAGUUCAGGGUUGAUUAUACAAAUGGAUAAAAUUACAUUAAACAUUAUAAGCGUUUAAUUAAAAUCUGGUUAAGUUUUAAAAUUAAAUUAAUUAAAUUAGUAAAA